UCAAUGGAUGAGCAGGGAUACGCCAGGACGCGUCUAAUUUUUUUUUUUGGGCUCCUGUUCUUUUUCCAGGCGUUUGCUCCCUGGAAUGGGUCCUAUUCUGAGCCGCUCAUUCAAGGGCUGCUGGGCUGCUGGGCUGCUGCUCCUGCUGCUGCUGCUGCUGCGUGCAUAGGGUGUGGCUUCGGAUAGCAAUCACUGCUCUGUUUUUAGUAGUGUGUAUACUUCUCCA
Messenger RNA from Kockovaella imperatae, 226 nucleotides. RefSeq lists its product as hypothetical. Lineage: Eukaryota; Fungi; Basidiomycota; Tremellomycetes; Tremellales; Cuniculitremaceae. The record is from RefSeq and is a predicted model, not a curated record. The coding region runs from base 4 to 186 and encodes 60 amino acids. The transcript is spliced from 2 exons.